GAAAAAAAAACCCUCGCACAAAACAAACUCAUUUGAUCAGCAUCCCAGUGUCUUUCGCCCUUUUGGCCAGCAGAUGUCACUGUCGAAGUCCGUGUUAUGAAACAACAAGUGGUGAAACUGGUCUUUUUGAAGCACGUCAACUGUAUUUCAACUUUGAACAGAAGUGGAGAAAGGACAUUUUUGUGGAUAUGGAUUACGUAAAUAAAGUCAAACAAUUUAUGCAGCAGCCCAUACCCGUGGAGGCAAAUCGGCCAACACCCAUCGACUUCCAUGGACUCCCUUUGACAAAAUAUUACACCGACAACUGGGACGAUGUCCAGAGCUUCAAAGCAAGACCAGAUGACAUUCUCCUGGUUUCUUAUCCUAAAUCUGGAAGCACAUGGCUCUCUUACAUUCUAGACCUUCUGUAUUUUGGCCAGACAUGUCCAGAGCGUCAGACAUCAAUCCCUAUUUAUUUGAGGGUGCCUUUUCUGGACAUGCAGAUACCUUCUUUUCCAUCAGGAAAAGAAGUGGCAGAUGAGCUCCCAACAACUCCUCGUAUUAUGAAAUCUCACAGACCAGCCCAGUUUUUACCCCAAUCUUUCUGGGAGCAAAACUGCAAGAUUGUCUAUGUGGCCCGUAAUGCCAAAGACACUGCAGUAUCCUAUUUCCACUAUAUGAGGAUGAGCAGUAUCCAACCAGAGCCAGGAGACUGGGGCACCCAUUUUCACAGGUUCAUGGAGGGAAGAAUGGUCCAUGGAUCCUGGUACGAUCAUGUGAAUAGCUGGUGGGAAAAGAAACAGACUUACUCAAAUCUACAUUACAUGUUCUAUGAAGAUAUAAUUGAGGACCCUGCGCGAGAGAUCAACCAACUCUGUUCCUUUCUUGGAUUGUGCCUUUCUGCUGAGGAGAAAGAAAAAGUCAUGACUGACAUGAAGUUUGAGGCGAUGGCUCAAAACAAAAUGGCUAACUAUUCCACCAUUGCCCCUUUGAAUCAAAAUGUUUCAACAUUCUUGAGAAAAGGGAAAGUUGGUGACUGGAAAAACCAUUUUACUGUGAGCCAGAAUGAGAUGUUUGAUGAAGACUACAAGCAGAAAAUGAAGAAUCCUUCACUGCAUUUCCGUACUGAGAUUUAAAGAAAAUUGGACAU
This is a messenger RNA of Thalassophryne amazonica, 1129 nucleotides long. Its product is annotated as cytosolic sulfotransferase 2-like. Gene Ontology annotation, molecular function: sulfotransferase activity. The coding region runs from base 189 to 1115 and encodes 308 amino acids. The record is from RefSeq and is a predicted model, not a curated record. Gene Ontology annotation, biological process: sulfation. Gene Ontology annotation, cellular component: cytoplasm. NCBI's taxonomy places the organism in Eukaryota, Metazoa, Chordata, Actinopteri, Batrachoidiformes, Batrachoididae. The transcript has 8 exons.